Molecule: messenger RNA, 710 nt
Organism: Coffea arabica (coffee)
Lineage: Eukaryota; Viridiplantae; Streptophyta; Magnoliopsida; Gentianales; Rubiaceae
Source: RefSeq, a predicted model, not a curated record
UUUCACUGGAGUUCUUAAGUGAGGCAAUGCAGGGGAAUCAUUCUGACAAGAGAACUGACACUUACCAUAUAGUGCAAACAAUGGCAUCAACAUCCAGUAGGAUAGGUUCUUUUGCUGCAACUGCAGCAAAGGAUUUUGACAUUCACCUGUUGCCUUGGGCAUCUGUUGCUGCAUGUGUUUCAGAUGAUUCAUCUAAUGAUAAUGUUUCUAAAGUGGGCCAGGCAUUCUGUUUCCUCCCUUUACCUGUCAAAACUGGAUUAAAUGUGCAAAUUAAUGGAUACUUUGAGGUGUCGUCUAAUCGUCGUGGGAUUUGGUAUGGAGCUGACAUGGACAGGUCUGGGAGAAUACGUUCGGUCUGGAAUAGGCUUCUCUUAGAGGAUGUUAUAGCUCCUACUUUUUCUUAUUUAUGCUUGGUGUGCAGCACUUACUUGGGCCAACAAACUCGUAUUACUCAUUGUGGCCAACUGGUUCUUUCCAAGAGCCAUGGAAUAUUUUAGUUGAGUGCAUUUAUAGAAGUAUCAGUGACUCUCCCGUGAUGUACUCAGAGGUUCAAGGAGGGACAUGGAUUUCACCAGCUGGAGCUUUUCUUCAUGAUGUGGAAUUUUCAAGUAAAAGUAAGCAAAUCAGUGAGGCUCUUGUACAGCUAGGAAUGCCUGUGGUUCAGUUGCCAAAUAGCCUAUUCAAUAUGUUCUUAAAUUCUGCUUCUGGCG